UGCAAUAAUUGAAUCCUUCCCAAAACACAUUGCACCACCAUGUGCUCCUUUCUAUCCAAAUAUCUCAGAUCCAAAACUUCCACUCUGCCACUGCAGAUCCGCUGCCUCCAAGGAGGAGGGGGAGGAGUCGCGGGAUACUUCAACUCUCCGAUUUUACAUAAAAAUCUGAUGAUGCCCUUACGCCAAUUUUGUAAGCUUCCAAUCGGAGUAUCGAAAGAGGAACUAUUGAGAGAAGGGUUGCAGCCUGAGCUGAUGCCGAAACACGUAGCUAUUAUACCGGAUGGUAACCGGAGAUGGGCUAAGGAGAGGGGUUUGUCACCGGAAAAAGGUCAUGAAGCUGGAAAAAAAGUGCUCGGAGAUUUGUGUCGUUAUUGUUCAAAAUGGGGAGUCAAAGUUCUUUCUGCUUAUGCUUUUUCUACUGAGAAUUGGUCAAGGCCCAAGGGUGAAGUAACUUUCUUGAUGACGAGCUACUUUGAAAGGCUUUUUACGGAAUUCAUGAGGUAUGGGAUGAAAAUGUCCUUUAUUGGAGACAGGUCUAACCUUCCAAAUUCUUUGAAAGAAAUGUUAAGAUUAGCUGAGGAAACCACAAAGGACAACACAGGGCUUCAUUUUGUGGCAGCACUUAACUAUGGUGGAAGAUAUGACAUAACACAAGCAACUAAAAAGAUUGCUAGUAAAGUUAAAGAUGGAGUUAUUCAAUUAGAGGAUAUUAAUGACAAGUUAAUUGAUCAAGAAUUAGAGACUAAUAAGAUUUUGGAAUAUCCUAAUCCUGAUUUACUCAUCAGAACAAGUGGAGAGUUGAGAAUUAGUAACUACAUGUUGUGGCAAUUGGCUUAUAGUGAAUUCUACUUUGUGGAUAAAUUGUUUCCUCAAUUGGAUGAAGAUGAUUUUGUAGCAGCUUUACGUUCGUUUCAGCAAAGGCAAAGACGUUAUGGUGGGCACAAAAUUUAAUGGAAGGACCGCAGUAUAAUUAUUCUUUCGGGAUAUAUUGACCCCACUUAUGAAAUCUAUGUUAUUGUUGUUGACAACAAUAUAGUAUCAUAUGUGUGGGGGGUUUUGUUUUAAAUUUAAGGGGGAUUAGAAUUUAAUGUUUAUUAUUGAUGUUUUUAUAUAUCCUAAGGAACAGAAGUUGUCAGUAUUUGCUAGUUUCUUUAUGUUGUGAUGGAUUUUAAA
Messenger RNA from Solanum tuberosum (potato), 1173 nucleotides. Its product is annotated as dehydrodolichyl diphosphate synthase 2-like. Gene Ontology annotation, biological process: response to cold; polyprenol biosynthetic process; plastid membrane organization. Gene Ontology annotation, cellular component: chloroplast stroma. Bases 40 to 951 code for a protein of 303 amino acids. NCBI's taxonomy places the organism in Eukaryota, Viridiplantae, Streptophyta, Magnoliopsida, Solanales, Solanaceae. The record is from RefSeq and is a predicted model, not a curated record. Gene Ontology annotation, molecular function: ditrans,polycis-polyprenyl diphosphate synthase [(2E,6E)-farnesyl diphosphate specific] activity. The transcript is spliced from 3 exons.